UUUCUAGGGCAGUAUUUAAUAAAACAAACAAAACCCAUCCUAAUGUUAAUUGGCAAAAUUGUAAACCUCUAGAAGAAUUAUGGCUCUUGGGAACUGGUUUGGAAUUCCGGAUAUCUCUAACUAUUAACUUGAAGGCCCCAGUCUUGAACUCAUGGCCUUUCUGUUGAAGCUUCUGGGUUAUGGAGGAGAGAAGAAGCGCUUGGUGGAGAGUCCAUGGCUCCAUCGGGAUACUAAUCCUGAGAAGGACUGGGAAGUCCUGAAUGAACUCGGAGAUGGAGCAUUUGGAAAGGUUUAUAAGGCACAGCACAUGGUUUCCAGAGAACUAGCUGCGGCCAAAGUUCUGGAGGUAACAUCAGAGGAUGCCCUUGAAGAUCAUGUGGCUGAAAUCAAUAUCUUGGCGCAAUGCCAGCACCCGAAUAUUCUCAGUUUCCUUGGAGCAGUGUACUGGGAGCGAAAGCUGUGGAUCCUGGUGGAGUUCUGUGCCGGAGGAGCUCUCGACAGUAUCAUGCUGGAGCUGGGAUGUGGUCUCUCAGAGCCCCAGAUACGUGUGGUCUGCCUGCAGGCACUCCUCGCCCUCCAGUACUUGCACAGCCACAAGAUUAUCCACAGGGACUUGAAAGCCGGAAACAUCUUGCUCACACAGCCGGGAGACAUCCGACUGGCUGACUUUGGCGUCUCUGCUGUAAACACUGAAACAAUGCAGCGUCGGAGCUCAUUUAUUGGGACCCCAUAUUGGAUGGCUCCAGAGGUUGUGACCUGUGAGACAUGUAAGGAUGCCCCAUAUAAUUACCUAGCCGAUAUUUGGUCUCUGGGAGUCACUCUGAUUGAAUUGGCAGAGCGAGAGCCCCCAUAUCAUGACUUGAACCCUACUCGUGUUCUACUCAAAAUCAUUAAAUCCCAACCACCCUGUCUGAAACAUCAGAACGACUGGUCUCAGGACUUUAACAGUUUCCUAGAGAGGUGUCUGAAGAGGAACCCCCAGGAUAGACUUAAUGCCAGUCAGCUUCUUGAGCACCCAUUUGUGUCCAAGGUCACUGACAACCAGGCACUGAGGGAGCUAGUUGCCGAGAUAUUAGAGGAAGAAGAAGAUGCAAAGUUGAAGGAACCAGACCAAGUGAAAAACCUUCCUUUAGCUCUGGGAAAAGAGACAAGUGAAGAGAACAAGUCCUCUAAAGAACAGGCUUCCAUUCAACCAGAGAAUGGAUUUACAAUGGCAGAGAACUGUUGUCUACAAGAAGCUGUUCAAGGAAAGCUUGCAAGGUCCCCUCAUCAAGAUGCGCCAUUGACCACACGGAGGACACGCAGGACAACCAGUUUUCUGAAACAGAUGCGCAGAAGCUCUGCUCCUUUGUUUGCAAGGGAAACUAGGCCCUCUGUAAAGUGGAAGGUGGACCCUGAAUUUAAUGGAGAGAAGAACAAGGAACAACACAGAGACCUUAAAGAUAAAAAAUUCCAGGCCAUUCCUGCUGAGCCAAAACCUUUAGAAUUGUUUCUCCCUUCUGAAACCUCAAGUAAAAUGGAUAGGGAGAAGGAUAUCAGGGCAUAUGACCAUAAAGAUGUGGACACCUGGGAAGUUAGACAGCCAGAGAUAUUCUGUAAUGCUGAUCAACAUGAUAUUAAUGAUAUAGAAACAUGUGUCAGUCACCCUCGUGAGUUACAGACCAGCAAUUUUGACAAUCAUAUACCUGAAAACCAUAAGGAUUGGAGCGCAGCACGUGUUCUGUCUAAUCCAGUCACCCAAGUAAAGGUGAAAUUUAGGUCGAGAAGCAAUGAACAUUUAACCAUUUCCUCAAAGAGAUUACGUAGAAGGUGGACAGUGCCUUUCAACAAAAACAACACUGCGUGGCACAGUUCGAAAGGGAGAACGCUAGUUCAUUUAGUGGAAGAAGUCAAAUCUAACCACUCUACUAAAAAAUGUAAUAGACAAACUACCAUAAAGACUGAGCCUGCGGAGUCAAACUCUAUAGAUGAAACAGGUGGCAAUUAUGUAAAUUUGAGUGCAGAAAACACAAUUAUACAACAAUCUGAUUUUGACAAAAAAACCGAUGGAACCCAGCUCAGAUUAAAUCAGUCUUCUUGGACUGGAAGUCCCAAGAUUCCAGAUGAAGGGACUAUUCUAUAUGCGGGCAUGCGCUCUGUUCCCUCAUUCUCUAGGCAGACUAAAGCAUCUGUGAAAUGGGUAGUUAACGGGGAGCAGUGUGUCUCACAAUGUAAGAAAGGACCAACAGAGUUGAAGUCUAUAAAUCAUCAGGAGUGUCAUGAUGACCUAUCAAGUCCAAAAUUAGUUGGUAAUUAUAAGUUUACUUCCAAAGCACCAGAAGGCACCAGGGAGCAACAUAUUAUUGAGGUUAAAAGUGUGCAGGAAUCACCUUUAACAAACAAAAAUGAUAGGUCAUAUAAUAAAAUAACUCAACAUUUGCCCCAGUACAGCUUAUAUGAUUCCAUCACAAUGGAAUCCACCAAUGAUGUCUCCCAUGUUCUCAAAGCAUCAAGGUGGAAAAGUAGUGAAGGCCUGUAUACUUCUUCCAAUAAAUUAUGCCGGAGGUGGACAGUGCUUGGUACAAGACCCAAUAUAAUUAAAACAACACAAUCACAUAUUAAGGAGAAUCAGGAAGUUAUUUAUCAUGGCAUGGAUACAGGUUCAGCAGAUAAGAGGAGGGUAAUCGCUGGGGACAAUGCCAGAUCAUCACCUUGGAAUAAUGGUCACCAAACAGGACUUCACUUUGCACAAGUGAGAAGAGAAGACACGCCAAAGGAUGGAGCAGUGAAAACAGUGGAGAUGGGCUCCAAUUCAGACGUCAGUAGAGAGGUGGAAAAGAAAGCUGUAUGUGAAACAGAAAGGUUAGGAGUGGGCAGCAAGGAGAUGAAAGCCUCUUCAUGCAAACGCAAAGCUGAAGCAAGUGCCAGAGAUAUUGAGGAACGUACCGUCAGGCGCCAGGAGCUGCAGCAACUCAGACUGUUGCAGAGAGAGGAGAAAAAGUCACAAAGUCAGCUGGUCCAGAAGAUGCAGAAAGAGAGGGAGUUUAUGUUCCGUCAUAUUGAACAGGAAAUUAUAGGAAAGAAGCAACAUUAUGACCAUGAAAUUGAGACUCUGGAAAGGCAGAUGGUGCAAGCAAGGGAGUGGAGGGAGCGGGAACACACUAACCGCCUGCGGCAAGACGCACUGCGCCUCAAGGCUCAACAACAGAAAGAGAGAACCAAGAAGAAAGCAGAGUUAAAAGAGAAGUGGCAGGAGGAUAAAUACCUGUUAGAACAGCAGCAGGAGCUGAAUGAAGCUUUGCAGAAAGUUGUCAAUGAACACAAAAGAAAAACCAUGAAUAUUGAGAGGGAGCAUCUCUGCAAAAUCCAUAGUCUGAAGAGCGCUCGGGAAUCCGUGAUUUUGAGACUGGAAGAAAGGCACCUGCAGGAGAAAUACCAGCUUUUCCAACAGCAAGUGGCUGAACAACACGCUUUACAAAAGCAGCAGCUGAGCAAACGGCACGAGAAGGAAAUAGAGAGGCUCAAGCAUUACCAAAACCUCUUGUUGGAUGAGUUAAAGAGCCAACAAGUGCAGGAGAGAACACAAAGUCAGAAGGCGCAGCGCUGCGAGAGCAAGACUCGUCUGGCCGUGUUCAAAGAAGGAAUGAAGAGUCAGGGAAUGAGUACAGCCGAGCAGAAAGAAAGAACCAAACAGUUCCUGCUGCGCGAGGCGGCCCGUCAGAAAGAAGACUGCCAGCGGCAGCAGCAGAGACAGGAGCGGGAGCUACAGAGUCUCAAACAGCAGCUCGAGGAGACGUGUAAGGAGUUAAUGCAAAUACAGGAAGACAAGAUGAAGAUUUUGCAGGCACAAAAAGCAAAGAAAUUACAACAGUUGGAUGCAGAGCAUGACAUGGAGACCGAACAAUGGAGAGAACGCACGCGGCUGAGUAAAGAGAACCUAGAAUCAGAGCUUGCCUCGAGACAGCAGCAGAUCUCAGAAAGCAGAAGACCGCCGUGUAAAGACCAGGAGAGACGCACCUCGCGCUUUUUCUUUUCGUAACACAUAAACCUGAAGCGCGUUUCACGCAGAUAAUGUGAUUAUGAAUUAAACGUUC
Messenger RNA from Spea bombifrons (plains spadefoot toad), 4073 nucleotides. RefSeq names its product serine/threonine-protein kinase 10-A-like. The record is from RefSeq and is a predicted model, not a curated record. Gene Ontology annotation, biological process: protein phosphorylation. The transcript is spliced from 18 exons. Bases 152 to 4018 code for a protein of 1288 amino acids. Lineage: Eukaryota; Metazoa; Chordata; Amphibia; Anura; Pelobatidae. Gene Ontology annotation, molecular function: protein serine/threonine kinase activity; ATP binding.